Messenger RNA from Thalassophryne amazonica, 6983 nucleotides. Its product is annotated as period circadian protein homolog 2-like. The transcript has 22 exons. The coding region runs from base 242 to 4684 and encodes 1480 amino acids. Lineage: Eukaryota; Metazoa; Chordata; Actinopteri; Batrachoidiformes; Batrachoididae. The record is from RefSeq and is a predicted model, not a curated record. Gene Ontology annotation, cellular component: cytoplasm; nucleus. Gene Ontology annotation, biological process: circadian regulation of gene expression; entrainment of circadian clock by photoperiod; negative regulation of transcription by RNA polymerase II. Gene Ontology annotation, molecular function: transcription corepressor binding; transcription cis-regulatory region binding.
CAGAGACUGGUGCUCAUUGAGGAAUAUUGCUGCCUACUAGCCGCUCUUUCAUCCGCUCUUUAGUGUCUCUUGGACCUCACUUCCGAAGACACUAAAAGAAGACACCCCUAUUUUGUCCACACAGACUACACCCCCUCUUCAUGUGACAUUGCUUCCAUUUGCCUCCAAUGCCCAGCACUUCAUGGCAUUGCUAUGUGGAUGGUAACUUCACUUGCCAUUUUCUUGCUUUUUGGCUCAUCCCAUGUGUGACAGCAGUGACCCGAACCACUACUUUUGCUCAGCUCUGGACGGUUGCACUCGUAGCCGUAACAGGGUCUGCAUCCCCGUAGAAAAAGAGGAGGGCUGUCUCUGUGAUUCCAUUACUCAACUGCACUGCAUGGCCAGUAGUUACAGCGAGGGCUGUGGUGGGCAAGAUGGGGUUGAACUGGAUCCUGAGCUGGGAUUGGCCUCUGAGGGGAGUGACAGCAGCCAUGAUCAUCCAGUUUCUUUAGGCUCCAGUCAUGAAGAAAGAAAGCGUUCGCGUCAACCCUUGCAUGAGGAUGUAGAGAUGGGUGGCAGUGGCUCAAGUGGGAGUGGGACAGAAUCCCAUGGUAAUGACUCGCAUGGCAAUGAGUCCAACGGUAAUGAGUCUGUGGACAGUUCAAAUGGCAAUGGAAAGGACUCUGCUCUGUUGGAGUCAUCUGGGAGCAACAAGAGUUCAAACUCUCAUAGCCCCUCCCCACCAAGCAGCUCCAAUGCCUUUAGUCUGGUAAGCUCUGAGCAGGACAACCCUUCAACCAGCGGCUGCAGUAGCGAACAGUCAGCUAAGGCGAAGACCCAGAAAGAACUCUUCAAGACUCUGAAGGAGCUGAAGAUGCAUUUGUCGGCAGAAAAGAGGAGCAAGGGCAAAUCCACCACUGUCAGCACACUCAAAUAUGCCCUGCGGUGCGUCAAACAGGUCAAAGCUAAUGAGGAGUACUACCAGAUGCUUAUGAUCAAUGACAGUCAGCCACCAGGGUUUGAUGUAUCAUCAUAUACCAUUGAGGAAAUCAACAGCAUUACCUCUGAAUACACCCUGAAAAACACUGACAUAUUUGCUGUAGCUGUCUCGCUUAUUACAGGGAAGAUUGUUUAUAUGUCAGACCAGGCAGCAUCCAUCCUGAACUGCAAGCCGGAAAUGUUUAACAACGCCAAGUUUGUGGAAUUCCUGUCACCUCAGGACGUCAGUGUUUUCUACAGCUUCACGACACCAUACCGCCUGCCAUCAUGGAGCAUGUGCACUGGUGCAGAAUCAUCUUCCAUGGAGUGCAUGCAGGAGAAAUCCUUCUUUUGUCGCAUCAGUGGCGGUAAAGAAAGAGAGGGGGACCUGCAGUACUAUCCUUUCCGUAUGACUCCAUACCUGAUGAAAGUCCAGGACAUGGAGCUAUCUGAGGAACAGUUCUGCUGCCUCCUGCUGGCUGAGAGGGUGCAUUCUGGAUAUGAAGCACCCAGGAUUCCUCCUGACAAGCGGAUCUUCACCACCACCCACACACCAAACUGUGUGUUCCAAGAUGUUGAUGAGAGGGCUGUUCCUCUCUUGGGUUACCUCCCACAGGACCUGAUUGGGACACCAUUGCUGCUCAACCUUCACCCAAGUGAUCGACCUUUAAUGUUGGCUGUCCAUCGCAGAAUUCUGCAGUAUGCUGCUCAACCAUUUGAUCAUUCCUCGAUCCGUUUCUGUGCAAGAAAUGGAGAGUACAUCACCCUCGACACCAGCUGGUCCAGCUUUGUCAACCCCUGGAGCCGCAAGGUUUCUUUUGUCAUUGGCAGGCACAAAGUCCGCAUGGGUCCUGUGAAUGAAGAUGUAUUUGCAGCUCCUCCUUUUCACGGAGGGAAGAUCUUGGACUCAGACAUUCAGGAGAUUAGUGAACAGAUUCACAAGCUGCUGCUGCAACCGGUCCACAACAUGGGCUCAAGCGGUUAUGGCAGCCACGGCAGUAAUGGUUCUCACGAGCCACUGGUGGGCAUCAGCUCAUCCAGUGAGAGCAACGGAAAUGUCAACACGGUAGAGGACACAUGCAAGACAAAGCCUUCCAGAACAUUCCAGGAGAUUUGUAAGGGAGUCCACAUGCUGAAGAACCAGGACUCGCAGGUGUGCCUGCACUCCCUUUCCCUUUCGCCAUCACGCUCAACAGCCAAGCCAGAGCAAAAGAAGAGCACUGACACAGAAGCAGCUCAGAAGAGUCCAGCGGUGCGUCUGAAAGACUUGGCUCCCGCUAUGCAGGUGAAGGACAGCACCGCAGCUAGCCUUGAGGACUUGUCCUGCAAAGACCAAACAUUCUGCUCCUACCAGCAGAUUAGCUGCCUCGACAGUGUCAUCAGGUACUUGGAGAGCUGUAACAUCCCCAUCACAGUAAAGAGGAAGUACCAGUUUUCCUCCAACACCACUUCUUCCAACUCAGAUGAUGACAAGAGGGGCUCAGAGGAUGGCAUGCAAGUGCCUCAGGAUGCAAACACAGAUUCUUUGAUGCUUGACACUCAGCGAGGUCUGUCCAACAUGAAAGCACCUAAGAAAACACCAUCUGGAGCAACUGCUGUGGUCGGAGGCACACUGACACCCCUCACCCUGCCAAGUAAGGCUGAAAGCGUUGUGUCCAUCACCUCACAGUGCAGCUACAGCAGCACCAUCGUCCACGUGGGAGACAAGAAACCUCAGCCAGAGUCAGAGAUCAUUGAGGAUGUGGCGGAAAGUCCGGUGCCCCCUGCCCUUCCUGUUAGCAUGGUGUCUCCACCAAGCCAUGAAAAGGAGGCCUACAAGAGACUGGGCCUGACCAAGCAGGUGCUGGCAGCACACACUCAGAAAGAAGAGCAGGCAUUCCUGAAUCGUUGCAGAGAGCUCCACAAUGCCCGGAUCUUCCAAAAGGACUGUUAUUCAUACCUGCACAAGCAAAGAGCUCCAGCUACUGCUGAAGAUUUGUCUGGACUGCGAGCUCCUACUAAACAGAAUACAACCAGGCCGGAGGCCACAACCAAGAAGGGCACCCGCAACCGGAAGUCCAAGAAGCCCCGAAUGCAGCACCCUGACUCCUCAGAUAGUUUUGUGUCUAGCCGAAAACCCCGACCUCCUCUCCAGGGUCUCAACCAAACUUCGUGGUCCCCAUCAGAAGCUUCCCAGUCAGCAUUUAAUGUCUCCUACCCUGCUAUAGUGCCUGCCUACCCACUGUAUCCCACCACCCCAGCUGCCCCACCUCAGGCCCCGUGUACCGAACCUUCUGUUUCAGCAGGCUUUGGAGAGGUGCAGACCAUCCAAGCCCCACCCACUGCCACUCCAUUCCCAGCACCUAUUGUUACACCUGUGGUGGCUCUGGUGCUUCCCAACUACCUCUUCCCGCAAAUAGGGCAGUUAGGACCGCUGGGUGCUGCUUCUAGACCAACUUUCUUUCCUGAACAGACGCCGUCACAGCCUGCAUACAGUACCCAGCAACCGUUUCAACCCCCGCAGUCAAGCUACUCCAUGCAAACACAAUCUCCCUACGUCAGCCAGCAGCCCUUCCCUGUCCAGCCAGGCUUUGCUACCCAGCAGCCUUUUCAGACCCCCCAGAAUGCCUUUGCCACCCAGCAGCCCUUUGCUGCCCAGCCUUCAUUCCCAGUGCAGACUCAAUUUGUGGCUCAACCUCCAUAUUCAGCUCAGCCUUUCUCAUAUGGCCUAGCCCCUGAGCCCUCCAAAAACAUGGCCAUGGAGCCCAGAGAGGGCGCAGUGUCUCGUUCCUCCACUCCAGCCUCUGCUCCUCGAGAGCCCACCACCUCACCACCACUGUUUGAAUCGAGGUGCAGCUCCCCCUUGCAGUUAAAUCUCUUGAGCAUGGAAGAGGCGCAACGAUCACUGGAUCACCAGGACAGCACAGCAGAAAGAGUAGCAGCAACCGCAGCUGAGAAGAAUGGACCCCUGGGGACAUCAGAAAAUUACCAACAGGUGGAGUCUUCAGGUGCUGGUGCUCACAGUGAUGGUAACUCUUCCUCGUGUGACAUGCUGGACAUAUUGCUGCAGGAACAGGAGGAUUCCCACUCUGGCACUGGCUCUGCUACCUCAGGAUCUGUGGGCUCUGUUUCUGGCUCCAGAUCGGGUUCAGGCUGCAAUGGCUACGGUACAUCAGCCAGUGGAGCUUCUGGCAGCAGAAUAGGGAGCAGCAACACAAGCAAGUACUUUGGCAGUGUGGACUCCCUGGAACAUGAGAGUAAGAGCAAAGUCAGAGUUAAAACGAGAGGCGAAGGAGGCUCUGAUGGAGAACGGUCACAGGCUAAAGUCUCAGCCCAAGGGGAGGGAGAACAUUUCAUCAAAUACAUCCUCCAGGAGCCGCUGUGGCUGCUGAUGGCUAAUGCUGAUGACAAGGUCAUGAUGACGUAUCAAAUCCCACCUCGGGACAUUCAGAAGGUUCUGCGGGAAGACAAAGAAAGACUGAAGCAGAUGCAGAAAAGCCAGCCUCACUUCUCCUCAGACCAACGACGAGAACUGAUAGAACAACACCCUUGGAUGAGGAGAGGCGGGUUACCCGUUGCUAUCAAUGUGAAGGAAUGUGUGUACUGUGAAGACACUGUGGCAGUCCCCAUCGAGGAGGACCUGCCAGACAUGGACAUGGGCGAGAUCGGAGAGGAACUAAGCCAAGAAGGCCCAAACUGCCAGGGCCAGUCGGAGGAGACACAGCCUCUGCCAGAUUCUGUCUCCUAAACACCCAACACCAGCAGGGGGCACACUCACUCCAUUGUGGAACCUCAUGAUGAUCUCACACAAUUGUGUGCCUCAUCAUCCUCAUCACACACACACACACAUGACAGCACAGCUUUGUGUUGCCAUAGUGAUAGUUACAAGGACUCAUGCUGCUUGUGUGUUUACAUGUGUAUGCUGGGUUUGGAGACAGCUGACUUGUUUCUGUGAGGGGGCAGCAGUGCUUUUGUGGGGUUCUUGUCUUCAUGAACUGCAAACAGCACUGGCUCUGGUGCGUACACACAUAGAAAAUGUCAGCAGUAGUCUGAGCCCAUCCUGUGUGGAUGGUGAGCUUUGACCUCCAAAUGAUAUAUUAUUUAAAUAUUUCCAAGGCUCUUUGACAGCACUUUAUUGAUCUGAGGCAUUAGGGCCAUCUUAUGUACAAAUUAAUAUAGAAGAGGGAGACCAAAGAGGAGGUUCAUGGAUGUGCUGAGAGACGACAUGCAGGUGGUUGGUGUGACAGAGGAAGAUACAGAGGACAGGGUGAGAUGGAAACAAUUGAUCUGCUGUGGCGACCCCUAACGGGAACAGCUGAAAGACAAAGAAGAAGAUCUUUCCAAAAGUCACUAAUAUUUUUACAAAAUAAUUGUUUACCAGAUUAAAAAUGUCAUCACCGUGCAGCCUAGCAAAGUGCUAUACUGCCAGAUGUUACAUUUGUUUCCUUGUAUAAUACAAAGUCUGACAAGUCAGAUGGUGGGGACCCCCUCCCUCCCUUUUUAACUUCUCUACCUGAAGAAUGUAUUAACACAGCAGUCAACAGAACGAUAAAUGACUCACAUUUCUGAACAGUGAUAAUCUUACUUGUAGUACAAGAUGUUAUUUAUUUUCUAUUCGAACAUUUAUGUGAUAGCUGUGUGAGCUAAAGCCAAAUCCAUUCAGCUGGAAAAACUGAAUAUGAAGAGUUUACAGGUGCUGAUCACCACCUUUACAGGGUCAUUUAAGUCACUUUAGUUAUACUUAAAAACUGGAUCGAGCUGGUCCUAAAAGCAGCACAGGUGCUAAAGGGCAGUUGUGUGACAGAUUAAGAAGCUGCUGAAAUAAGUUUGCAAUAUAGGACCAUACACACUAUUUUAUUUUAAUUGAUACCAGUUUGUUGGAUGUAGGGUACACUUGGGCAUUUGAUUGUCUCAUGAGACUCAAAGAUUCAUUCCACAAAAUGUCUUUGGUUUUAUAUUCUCAACCGUGAUAUUCCAGGCAGAUUCUUUGAACUCCAGUUUCAAGUUUGAGUUGUAUAAACCUUUUACUUAACUUUUUUUUUUUUUUUUUUUUGGUGACUCCACUAAGUCAUGCUUGGACAUGGAACAGUACAGAUGCACUUUUGGUCAAAGUGCAGGAUUAUACAAUGUUGCCAGCAGGGGGCAGUAUUGAGCAUUGCCACAAAGAGUUACAUAUGUAGCAGCUAUUUCAGAAAGUGAAAAUUUUAUAAGGGGAUCCGUGUUGCCUUGGAAACCUGUGUGCUGGUUAGAUCUGCAACUAGCAGGUGUUUAUGUGACGAAUCAAUCUGUCAGUAUUUGUCUAACUAAUUGGUUAGUUCUGUGGUCAACAUAUUUCUGUAUAUUAUAUAUUAUAAUAUUAUAUCUUUGUGCUGGAUCCAUCCUGAGUUUGGCACUUUACCUUGAAUGAUAUAGCUAAAAAAAAUUUAACUGAAAAAAAUUAUAUUUUCUGGACUCAUCGUGUAUACACUAAAAUGUUUCAAACAUUUUAAUUCCAUUAAUUAUGGUCUGCAGAUCCAGAAUAUUAACAAUAUUUCAUUUCAAGUUUGAGUAACUUGCUAUUUACUGUAUGCAGUUUAAAUUCCAUGAUUUUCUGUAAACAAAAACCACAGUCAUAGGAAAGACUGAUGUUCAAGUAGAUCAGAUAAAGGAAAAAUAACAGGAAUAAAUUCUGUGACUUUGUUUUAUUGCUUUUAAUUAUAUUUCAAAAAUAAUCAAAUAUUUUAAGGCAAUUUUGACAAUUACAGAGUUGAAAAUCCAAGUAAAUUCUGCAUUUAUUUAUACAUACCAGGUGGCUGUGGCCCACACUUUGGAAACCAGUGACUUAACUUACAAAUUGGGUUCUUUUUUUAUUAUUUUUGUGGCACUGUUGUUGACUUGAUCAUGCUGAUGACUGCUUUCUCGCAAGAAAGUAACACUCAUUUUGGACAUCUUUAACCAUGCAAUGCCUGUGUCAUCCAGUAUGAAGCAGAAAAAAAAAUUUGUGAUGACAACAAAAAGUAGGAACAACUGUGGAACUUAGUUGAUAGUUGAUUUAUUUUAAAAUUCUU